Rotaria sp. Silwood2 is the source of this 324-nucleotide messenger RNA. The record is from the annotation of a GenBank genome assembly. Lineage: Eukaryota; Metazoa; Rotifera; Eurotatoria; Philodinida; Philodinidae.
AUGAAUGAUGCGAUUAAAGCAUUGAGUAUUGAUCCAUCAUCUCUUGAUCCACAACAGAAAAAACAAAACAAAAAAAAUACAAAAAAGUUCAUGAAGAAUAACAUUCAUUUGAGGUACACAACAUUCAUAAAGAUCCAUAAUAGUACACCAACCACUUUACCAUUGUUAUUAUCAUUUAAUAGUGAUUUACCUGAUCUUGCAGAGCAUUCUCCAAUUUGGUUAAAUGAACAAUAUAUUAAAGAUCAUCAUCUUGAAGAAGAAGUUUUAGAAGAUGAUAUCAAUACGACGAUGGAACAAAGUGAUAUAUUCAAGUCUACAAAGUGA